Messenger RNA from Musa acuminata AAA Group (dessert banana), 1768 nucleotides. RefSeq names its product probable NADH kinase. The transcript has 5 exons. The record is from RefSeq and is a predicted model, not a curated record. Gene Ontology annotation, molecular function: NAD+ kinase activity. Gene Ontology annotation, biological process: NAD+ metabolic process; NADP+ biosynthetic process. NCBI's taxonomy places the organism in Eukaryota, Viridiplantae, Streptophyta, Magnoliopsida, Zingiberales, Musaceae. The coding region runs from base 462 to 1637 and encodes 391 amino acids.
GUAUCGCCAGUUGUUGAUCGACAUUUUGGGGCUUUUAGUGGUUUGAUUCUUGGCUGAGUGGUGAGAGAAAGAAGUAGAUUAAUUGGAUGGUCGAAGUCUAAUUGUGUGUUAGGGAGAACUGAUGAAGAUGACAGCGGAAUAAGAUCACCUCCUCGAGGUAAAAUGAUGAUCAUUAAUGGGUCUGGUUUGCAUCCAGGGUAGAUUUAGGGUAUACUAGCUUCCAAAUCUGUCUUGUAGAGUAAAAUGGGGAGAAUGAUCUCGAACCCUAAAAUAUUAAACGCACAGGAAUGAUCUGAGUCCCACAUGAGAUUAUCAUCUACUUUGUUGCUCCUUAUUUUGGCUAGGAAACAAUUCGAUGCUUUCUUCGUUGUCCUCCAUGUAAAAAUUGCAGGUAUUUUCAGCUUUAUUUUGGAGGGACUCUGUCGGUAAUAACCAUUGUAAUUUGUGCAUAAGAUAUUUACAUGGCAUCUUCAGUAAGAAAGAUGAUUCAUGAUGAGUGUUUGUGUGGUCUUAUAUACGUAAUGCAUGCAAGAUUUUCUACAACCUUAAAAAAUGUAAUCGAAUUAUUCAAAGAUGGUCCUUUUCAUGGUACAUUAUGGUGGGCAUACAAGUCAGAGGACAAAAAAGUCAUAUUUUUCAGCUGUCAAUUAUCCUUCUCAAGAAAGAGAUCGAAUUGCUUGGUUUUAUAUUGUCUUUUUUUCAGAUUGGAAACCAGUAUGACAUGCACUACCUUCUCAUGUGCCAAAAGUAUCAUUGUGAGUUUUUUUAAUGACAGACUUAAGGUGCAUAAGGAUACGAUCAACCUAUGUCAGGAUGUUUUGCGAUGCAAAUUUGUUGAUUGGGAACCAGUGAUAUGUAAUAAUCUUUGUCAUCCAAUUCAUCAUGUGGAUCUUGUGAUCACAAUUGGUGGGGACGGCACUCUUUUACAAGCUAGCCAUUUUUUGGAUGACUCUAUUCCAGUCCUAGGUGUCAAUUCAGACCCUACUCAAAUUAAAGAGGUUAAUGAGUCAAGUAAUGAUUUUGAUGCUGCAAGAAGUACAGGUUAUCUUUGUGCUGCUACUGCUCAAAACUUUGAGCAGGUACUAGAUAAUAUCCUCGAGAGUUAUAUGCAACCUUCAGAAAUUUCAAGACUAUCUAUUACGGUAAACGGACAUCCAUUUCCAACAUAUGCUUUAAACGAUAUACUAAUUGCACAUCCUUGUCCAGCAAUGGUAUCUCGUUUCUCAUUUAGAAUUAAUGGCAACAAUGGAACAAGCUCGAGCUUAAUUAACACCCGAUCAAGUGGUCUUAGGGUUUCCACUGCUGCAGGAUCCACAGCUGCCAUUCUUUCGGGUGGAGGUUUGCGUAUGCCUAUAUCGAGUCGAGACCUUCAGUAUAUGGUGAGAGAGCCCAUUUCACCUGGACCUGCAGAAGCUCCACUGAUGCAUGGGUUUGUUAAACCCGAUCAAUCGAUUUUUGUUGAGUGGUAUUCUCAAGAAGGUGUUGUGUACAUCGACGGUUGUCAUGUAACCCAAUCUCUUAAGUUUGGAGACAAAAUCAAGAUAUCUGCAAAAGCCCCAGUUUUGAAACUUUAUUUGCCUCAAGAUUUGGUGAGAGACCAUAAUCCAAAAUCUUACCGAUGGCGAAGUGUACUGUAAUUUUGUUCAUUGGAUCCUUUUGAUGUGAACAAAAAAAACCAACUGUUUGUGUUCUAUAAAGUGGACACGGGUUUUGACAAAAUGUAGGAGUUAUUUUGAUUGCUAGCUGAGUUGAGAGACUCCAUUAGUCA